GUGUGCGCGCGCGUGUGUAGCUCGUCCCUGAGUUACAUGUAACAAAAUAUUUACAAUUGUUUACAGACGUCGCUGCCGUGUAUGUGUAUACAUCGUCUUGUGAGUGUGAGUGUGUGUGUGUGUGUGUUCUGAGGGCUCGAUCGUAACAAGGCAACACACAGAUUUGACAUAUAUUCCUAAUCCAGCGAACACACCAGCGAGUGACGGACAAAACUUAUUACAAUUAUGCAAAAAAGUUUUUCCUUAAGAAUUACUUUUCUUUCGGGUUUUGGCUUUGCCCGGCUCCGCAGAUACUGAGCUACUGCGACAUAGUCCAACAACAACAACAAAUAAAGGAAAUUGAAGAUAAUCGAAUACAAUUUGUCAUCGAUUACCAUAAAUAUCGGGCAUCAGGAUCAGUUGCUAUGUAUUGAAGGAAUUAGCGAUACAUAGAAUCAAAACACAUCUCUCCGAAUACAGGAAGGAAAGAAAAAAAAACACUGAUCCAUUCGAUACAGUCCGUAGUACGGUUCAAAGUGAAAAGAAUACUGCAUUGAGUCGUACUCUGCAACGGACCAUUGCAUUCAGCCUACACAUUGGAUUGGACUCUGGCUUGAUUCAUUCAGCGCCUUCAUUUACAUUCACGAUAUUUACACGGAGAAAUAGAUCUACUUAGGCAAAGAAUUUUCUAGAAGGAAAAAAAAUACAAACACAAAAAAAAAAAAAGCAACCAGGGGAAGAAAAUUAGAAAAGUGGGUGUGUAAUCCGACAACACAUACACCCUUGCGUGUAGUUUAUUGUACACGUGUACAGUAGCUGACACACUAGUUUAGUUCAACAGCUAUAACACACUGUACACACAGACAUUUCAUCCAUUGAACACAUCAAAGUCAGAAUCUAAAAAUGCCAACUGAAAAAUUAACGGAACACAUCUACACAUUUAGUCAAUCGGAAUGAGUGCUCACUUAUUGACAACAUUUUGUGGGGCUUUUUUUUUCAAUGUCAACGCAAUAAAGAAGAUCAUUAUUGAAAGUAGUUAUUGAUCAUUUGCUUCUAGUGCAUUGACAACCCAAUUAUAUUUAAGUAUCGGUUCAGUGAAGUCUAAAACCUGCUUCUCAGCAUACUUUUCAACUAUUCAGAUAAGUCUAAAGCCUGCUUUGCCAUAACUUUCAACAAUCCAGUUAAAUCACGCUUCGCAUCAUAACUUUCUAAUAAAUUCCACAUAGCCAUUGAACACCUUGCAGAAACACUAGGGAUACAAACAAAAAAGUUUUCCAUUAUAAAUUAAAUCUAUUUUAUCGCAAAUAUUUCUUUAAGUUUGAAGUAAGAAAAUAUAUGUUAUGCCCUCUUAAAUCUGAUUGCAUUUAUUUUACAUAGUGUGUGUUUAACCACUGAAUCCAACUCUUAUAUAGAUCCAAUAAUAACAUAAAUGAUAUAACAAAAAUUAUAUUAGGCUGAGACAUUAUAAUACAUUGGCUAGACCUGCCCUGGUUUAGAAAUCACUACACACAACAAUAUAAAUAGCGUUUGAAGCAGAGCAUUUAAUUUGACACUAAAACACUAACAAUAACUUACUCAUGACCAUUUUAUUAAAUGUUAGCAAGUUUAAAAAAGUUAGCCCGAGUUUCUGCUAAGCAUUUCAGACAUAAGUGGGUCCAGGCUUUCCCAGGCUUGGUGCCAAUAUCAUAGCACAGUGAAGCCCUCUCAGACAUCGGGCUAGCCUUGCGGCUACAGUGUUUAACAUGCUAGUGUAAUUAUCCCGCCCCCAAAAAACUACCCGAGUCCAAUUUCAAAUCUUUCGUCCAAUGGAUCGUCCCCGCGGACGAUUUGCUUGAAAUAAGGAUAACACUGAGUGAAAUGUGAGCCCAGCUGGAUUAAUUAAUUUCAUAUAUUUAAAUACUUUCUGUGAUUUCACGGCGAACCCAGAGAGGAGAUAUAUUUGUGGGGGAUUAAUUACAAAAAAUACAUUAAAACAAAGGGAGGUAAACAGAAAAAAAAAAAAAAAAAGGCUGGUGAGAUCUUCGUGUGGAAUUUACGAUUCUGGUGGUUUUGUUGACUGCUCAUUGCCAAGAACAGUAAUGACUAUUCUGUGUUAAAUCGUCUUGAGAGGAUACUGUCUCCCGCUGACAUUACUGAUGUCGCCAUGCGCAUUCAAGCUAUAGUGACCUGCCUGUACUUCGUACUAGUGUUUCCAGCAGACAUCAUUGGCUUGUGGUGGGCCGUGGGCAGCCCCCUUGUGAUGGACUCUAACAGCAUCUGUAAAAAGACGAAGCGACUGGCCGGGAGACAGAAGACCAUUUGUAAACGGGAACCUGAGGUGGUGGCGGAGGUAGCGAAGGGAGCCAAGCUGGCGCUGAUGGAGUGUAAGUUCCAGUUCAGGAACAGGCAGUGGAACUGCACGACGGCCAAGCGAUCCAUCACGCAAAUACUGAAUAAAAAUAUCCGCGAGGCGGCCUUCGUGUACGCCAGCACAGCGGCAGGGGUGGUGUACGCUGUGACCAACGCCUGUAGCACGGGGCUCCUACACCAGUGCACCUGCGACCACAGCGUCAGGGACAGGAGCACGGACGGGGAGUGGGAGUGGGGAGGCUGCGGAGACAACGUGGAGUACGGCUACCGGAAGUCCAGGGAGUUCAUGGAUGCCCGGAAGAGGAAGCAGAGGGGCGACUUCACGGCAAUGAUUCAGCUCCAUAACAACGAGGCUGGCCGUUUGGCUGUUAAAAACUACAUGAGGAAGGAGUGCAAAUGUCAUGGGCUCUCUGGCUCGUGCGCCCUCAAGACUUGCUGGAGGAAAAUGCCGCCCUUCAGGGACGUGGGCAACAGGCUCAAGGAGAGGUUCGACGGGGCCAUCAAGGUCAUUAUCUCAAACGACGGGAACAGCAUCAUCCCGGACGGCAAGGACUUGAAGUCCCCGUCCAAACUUGACCUAGUCUAUUCCGACACGUCCCCGGAUUUUUGCAAGAAAAACAAAAAGCUGGGGUCGCUAGGCACAAAGGGGCGGGAGUGCGACCCGGAAUCCCCCGGGGUCGGCGGAUGCGACCUACUGUGCUGCAACAGGGGGUACAGCAAAGAGCAGGUGACUGUGAUGGAGUACUGCAAAUGUCGGUUUCACUGGUGCUGUGAGGUCAUCUGCGAUACGUGUGAGGUCACUAAAAUUUUGAAUCGAUGUAAAUAACAAAAUGGCUAUCUGUCAAAAAGUGUACAUAUCUUUAACAUUUAUUUGUUGGUGUAGGCAUGACAUGGCUUACGCUGUUACCAUGACUAAUACAGUGCCGAUGUGCCAUAUCACUUUUUACAUAUAUAAUCAAACAUUGCGAGAUGCAGUUUCGCCAUAUAUAUAACAACCACAAAAAUUGAGCUCAUCAUAUGAACAAAAAAACUAACAGAAUUAAAGAGGUAACUAUUCUGCCACGAUUGGAUAAUAUUUCACUGCAUUGUUACAUUAUCAUUUUGCUUUAUGCUUCACAAAUUUAGUUCCUGAUAUAUGGAUAGUAUAUAUACGCUAUAUAUAAACAUUUUCUGAAAUACAAAUGACGUUGGAAAAUGAAAUUUGUUUAUUUCACUGCAUUGUUUAAACAGCGGUCAGUUAUUAUUCUUUAGAAACACUUUAAACCGAUCGACGGACAUUGGCUCGUUCCCAGGACAUAAAGUAAGAAUAACAGAGAAAAUACGAAUGCAAUUACAUUUGAUGUAAGUCGCAAUUUGUCUUACUGAAAUAGUGUGUUUACGACAACCUGAGUAAUUGGCAAGGACAUCACCUGUGUUUACGACAACCUGGAGUAUUUGACAAGUACAUCGCUAGAAUGUUUACGACAACCUGGAGUAUUUGACAAUCACAUCACUAGUGUGUUCACGUCAACCUGGAGUAUUUGACAAUCACAUCACUAGUGUGUUCACGUCAACCUGGAGUAUUUGACAAUCACAUCACUAGUGUGUUCACGUCAACCUGGAGUAUUUGACAAUCACAUCACUAGUGUGUUCACGUCAACCUGGAGUAUUUGACAAUCACAUCACUAGUGUGUUCACGUCAACCUGGAGUAUUUGACAAUCACAUCACUAGUGUGUUCACGUCAACCUGGAAUAUUUGACAAUCACAUCACUAGUGUGUUCACGUCAACCUGGAGUAUUUGACAAUCACAUCACUAGUGUGUUUACGACAACCUGGAGGUAAUAAUGGCAUCACCAGGAAUCGACGCAUUGAAAAGUCAGUGGCUUAAAUGUUGUCGGAAAUCUUUUGACAUUUACCUUUAACUCGUCAAUAUAAAGUCGUAUAUAUAUGUAUAUAUAUAUGGGCAUUUACAUAAAAGUCAAUACAGGCGUAUGAUAUUGGACAUAUGUAUGUUUAUAUGUUCGUGAUGGCUCAAUAAGACAUUGAAGGUCCUCGAGAAGGACAACUCACUAUGUCUAUUACAAUUAUCAGUUGUGGGAGUUUGAUCACAUAACCCUGUAUACUUUGAUAUUUAACCACAUGCUGUUAUGUACUAGUGUUGUUAUUGUAUUUUGGAUUUAUUGACGGAAUAAUUAUAACAUGCACAGCUACAGAUGAUUGCAGUUUUCUGAAUGCUGCUAAAUUUAUCAACAAACCUAUAAACUUUGUAAAUAUUUUUUUCAGCUAAAAUUUCUUUAUUUUCAUUUUAUUGAAAUUAAGCUAAUCAAAAAUUACAAAAUCGUAAAUAUUGCUCUUUGAAAUUUGUUUCCUGUUUGCGAAGUUCAGGUCUUAGAGAUACAUCCUCAGUAGAAAUAAUUCAGAAUUCAAAAUGUCUUAGAAACAUUCUAAAAAUGAAACUAUUCAAAAGACAGAAAUCAUAGACACAAUUUCAAAUACUUAAUGAAUUCAGACGUCAUAAAGAAGUCAUCAAAAGUAUGUAGAUCUAGUCAGAGGUUCGAUGUUAAAAAUGGCUGCAUGGUCGCGCGGUAUCGUUCGGUUGUCUCGAUGGUCCCGGGUUCAUACCCUGCCCGCUGCCAUCCCCCAUCAUCCUGAGGGAGGUUUGGACUAGGAAGGAGCUUCCAAAACAUGUCAAACAUUUUUUUUUUUUCAAAAGCCAUCGAAAGUACUACAGUGAAACAGAAGAUAUCCUUAGGAUUUAAAGUAUUCUGUUAACAACACUCAACUUUUUACUCAACAUGUCCAUUUUUCUAGAGCACAAUGUCAUGUUUGAUUGAAUGCACUGUGUUGAUUGCCCUAGAGACGUAGUGAAGGGAUUUGAACGAGUUUUGAAAUUACAAUUUAAACGUUUUCUCUUUUUAAAUGUUCAUUUUUUAAAUAACUGAAACAGAGUUCUGAGAAUCAAAAGUGAAGAAAAAAAAAGCAAUACCUUAUAAAUUGUGUUUUUGCUAGAUCGCCUUUAAUUUACUAGUCUAGGUCUUGAUUUUUAAUAGUUUAUUUUAUAGUUUUUUUUCAGAAUAUAUAUAUAUAUAUAUAUAUAUAUAUAUAUAUGUAUAUGUAUGUAUGUAUGUAUUUAGAUGUCAAACACAUACAUGCCAUUGUAAAUAAUAUGAAAUAUUUUUUUUUAAUUCCCGUUUCUUUCUACAGACUAAAUCACUGCAUGUU
Molecule: messenger RNA, 5530 nt
Organism: Biomphalaria glabrata
Lineage: Eukaryota; Metazoa; Mollusca; Gastropoda; Planorbidae
Product: protein Wnt-6-like
Exons: 5
Coding region: 2123-3154 (343 amino acids)
Biological process (GO): neuron differentiation; canonical Wnt signaling pathway; cell fate commitment
Cellular component (GO): extracellular region
Molecular function (GO): frizzled binding; cytokine activity
Source: RefSeq, a predicted model, not a curated record